AUGAAUUUCUUGAUUAGUUAGAAUAUGGAAAGGUCUUAAAGUGAAUUAAAUUCUCUUAAUUUGAUUAAAGGGCAUAUUUAGAUUGUUUAAGCAAGUAUUACUUAAAAUUUUGGUAAAAUAUUAAAUAGUCAUAAUAAUCUUCUUGCCAAAUUUUUUGGUUUUAGCUCUUAAGAGUUUAAGUCGAUUAAUCAUAUAAAAUAACUUAUGCCUUAGUAUGUUGCGUAAGUCCACGAUGAACUUAUAAAUGCUUUUAUUAUUCGAGGACACAGCAAAUUUUUAGAAGAAAACCAUCAAGUAUUUUGUAGAAAUAAAUAAGGAUUCUUUGUCCCAAUCACUCUAUAGCUAACUCUCGUUUAUGGAAUAACUGAUGAUUUGUAAAUGAAUGCUGUCCUUUUAAAACUAGAUUCAAAUACUUCAUAUAUUACAUUUAACUAAAUUGGAGAGAUAGUAGGAUUUAAUGUUAACUUUUUUAAUCAUAUUUUUGGGUUAGAAACUGCUACAUAAGAUUUAGAUUAAGAGAAAAUAAGCUUAAAGAAACACAUAGAAUCUUUGAAUGUUUUUAUUCUUAUGCCUCGAUUAGCGAAAAUAGUACUAAAAUUUCUGAAAUCGAUAAAUUUGAAUAAAUUAGUGGAUUAAACUGAGCCUAUAAUCUAAAAAUAAUAGCUUUGCAGAUAAAAAAAACUGAAUUUAUUUUUACUUUAAGAUUUAUUGGAAUUUAAUCAGAAUUCUUUACUUUAAAAUAUGAUAAAUAUUGAUUAUUACAAAAAUACCAAUUAAACUAAAGGUUCUGAUAAUUAACUUUCAUUUUUAGAAAAGUAAAUCUAGCUUGUAAGUUCAUUUAUUAAUUUUUAUAAAGAAAAUAUCGAGAAAUGGUAAGAAAUAAAUUGCUACACUAUGUUUCAGGGACUUGGUAAUUUGGUUGUAAAUUCAAUUAAAAGAACUAGAAAGCUUACAGACAAUGUAUUGGAAGAAUAUGUAUUUGAGCUUACAUUGUCAGAUAUACAAUUUGGUGGCUAUGAAAAUUAAAAGAAAAAUAGUUAAAUUUCUAAGAAGUAAAGGUUUGAAGAAUUAAAUUUUUUGAGGAUGAUGUCAUAAGACGUUACAACGUAAGGAUAUUAAUAAAAGUCUAAUUUUACAACUCCAAAGAAUCAAAAAGACCUUUAUGUAAUUAAAAAAACUAAUAGUUUAUGUAGCUAUGAUUAUUCUUAAGAUUCAUAGUUUGAUUAUUAAUUAGAAUAAAAUAAAUAAUCAACAAUGAACAGCAAUAACAAAAAUAUUCAUGAUUAAAGUGUCAAAUAAAAAAAUGAUGAUUUUUAGAAAUAAUUUCAUAAAGAUUUAAAAAUACAAUAUAACCAAUCUAAAUUUAGUAAUUAAUAUCACAUUGAGAAUUCAAUAAUUUCAUCAGAGUAAGCUUAGAUAACAGAUUACUAAUAUUAGAUUGAUAAUAACAAAUGUAAAAUUUUAACUUCCUAAAGAAUGUAUAACAAUGAAAAUCAAAACUCAUUUUAUUUAAUGAAAGAUUAAUAGAGUGAAUAAUAGCUCAAUGAGGAUGAUAAAUAAAAUGAAGAAGGUAUUUAAGACAUUUUAAUGAAAAAUUAAGAAACCUUAGAAUAAAAGUUUAACAAUCAUUAAAUUUAACUGUCUUAAAAAGAAAAAAAGUUCAACUCAGUUUAAAAACACUUUAUAAAUCAGUAAUAAACUUUAGCAGUUUCGUCAAAAUAUAACUAACAGACUUCUAAAAUCGAAUCAGAAAAUAAUGAAAAUUAAGAUGAUUUUAAUCAGAUUUAGGAAACAAACUCAAAUUUGGAAACAUUUAAAGAAAAUCAAAUAAUAAAUAAUAUAAUUUUUUAGUAGCUGACCAUAGGUUCAUAAAUAAGUCGUUUUUUAUUGGGUAAAUUAAUUAAUUGA
Molecule: messenger RNA, 1908 nt
Organism: Tetrahymena thermophila SB210
Lineage: Eukaryota; Ciliophora; Oligohymenophorea; Hymenostomatida; Tetrahymenidae
Exons: 3
Source: RefSeq, a predicted model, not a curated record